AUGGAAUAUAUUGACACGACGUUUUGUAACGAGGACGGGUCUUUUGGAUUAUGCGGAUUUUUGGUGAGGGUUAGAAAGAGCGAAAAGGUUAUUGGGAUUACAUCGUCUAUUUUGGUUGAAGGAAAUAAAGAAACAAGUAAAAUUUUCAUGAGAAAAGAAAAGUGCGAAAUGUGUUGUCAUUUACUUGGAGAGAUUGAUAUUUGUGAAACGAUUUUCAAAAUAAGCAAAAAUGAGAAAGAAAGCCGGUCGUUUGGACGGUUGGCGAUUUUUGCGUGUGACAAUAAUUUUCAAAAUGAGAAUAUGAGAUGGAGAAGUGUCGAAACGAGAGCACAUUUGGGAGGGUUAAUUAAAGACAAUACACUUAAGCUCUUAUACAAUGACUGGACCUUUGGGUACAAUAUUCUUCAAGAGUUGGACUUCGGAAUGGGUGUGACACAAUUCUGUGCUGAGAGAAGUGAUGUUGUUGCUUUGAGACUAACACCAAAAGCGCCAAGAAACUCCAACGGAGCGCUUCUUGUUAAUUCGGACAAAUGUCCAGUUGGAAUUGUGGUGUACACUAAAGUACAAGACAACACAACCUAUGCUGUAUGUUUCGGUGUUGUAAUGAAGGCACUGCUAUCACUUGAUUCUGUGAAGAUGUUCACACAAGAAAAGCCCGAGAAACAAAAUGAAAACAUAGAAACUGUCAUUCAAUGCACACUGAACUCAAAACAACCAAGAGUGUUUAAGAUGAGUGCGAACGGACGCUGCUCGACAUGUGCUCCAAUUUACUCAUUAAACGGAUCAACACUUUUUGUAUCUGCUGCGCACAGCCUUGGAUAUAAGGAUGUUGACGUCGAGGUUGUGGAUGUUGAAACAAACACAAUAUAUAAAAGCAAAAGAAUUUUCUACUCGUGGUGCUUUGAUGUCGUUUUUGUAACAAUUGAAAAAACUUUUUCUAUUUUUGAAAUAUCAACAGAAAUAUCAAAAACAGCUUUUUUUCUCGGAUUUGGUGCGUCGUCUCAAGACGUCACACUCCAACCCACAAAAAUAUACUCAAUUGCUUCACAAAACAACAACGACUUUAUUUGUUGCUGCGAAGGUUGUGUCUCAGAGGGAAUGAGUGGAGGGGUGUUACUCCAAAACAACUCCAUUUAUGGUCUAAUUUUGAGCAGCGAUGAUGACUUUUCUUUUUGUCUUUGUGGUGCUUUUAUCCACAAAAUAGUAUCACUUCUUCAAACAAAAACAGAAGAAGAAAUACAGAUUGAGCUCAUGGGUUACGGCGUUGUGAAUGAAGCCAUUGAUGGUGUUGGUGACUAUUACGAGUAUCGGAAAAUUAAUUGA
Molecule: messenger RNA, 1323 nt
Organism: Entamoeba invadens IP1
Lineage: Eukaryota; Evosea; Mastigamoebida; Endamoebidae
Exons: 1
Coding region: 1-1323 (440 amino acids)
Source: RefSeq, a predicted model, not a curated record